UUUCUGUCUAUUGCAACUCGUUUUUCACCUCUGUUGGGAAUUCCGGCUAACCAGAACAAUUCCCGCCAGAACUCGUUCGACGAGCUUAUCAUGAAGGAGGAAGCCCUGAAGCAGCGCGACGAAAUGGUGUCGUGCCUGUUAGAUGAACUGGUCAAGGUUCGCCAGAGUCUGGCCGAAAGCGAAGAUGUGAUACGAAACCUGAAAACCAAAAUUCAGGAAUUGGAAGAGGACAAAAAACACCUCCGAGAAACGAGUAUAGACAACUCGGUGGCCCAUCUGCAGGACGAGUUGAUAGCCAGCAAACUCCGGGAAGCCGAAGCCAGCUUAUCACUUAAGGAUCUUAAACAGCGGGUCCAGGAACUGAGCACCCAGUGGCAACGACAGCUCUCAGAACAGCGCAACGAAGCAGCACAAACGAGUGAAUCAGGUGCAAAAAAACUUCUGUUCUGGGAAUCCUCCCGAACGGCGGACAUCCAGAAGCUAGAAGAAGAACUCAUGACCACCCGCAUCCGCGAAAUGGAAACGCUAACCGAGCUGAAGGAACUGCGCCUGAAGGUGAUGGAACUGGAGACGCAGGUUCAGGUUUCAACGAAUCAGCUGCGCCGCCAGGAUGAGGAGUGCAAGAAGGUCAAGGAAGAACUGGAGGAAGCGAUCUCUCGGGAACGGGAGCUCUCGAAUAAGGCCCGGGAGCAACAGCAUCGAUACUCGGAUCUGGAGUCACGCAUGAAGGACGAGCUGAUGAACGUGAAGAUCAAGUUCACCGAGCAGAGCCAAACGGUGGCAGAGCUGAAGCAAGAAAUAUCGCGGCUAGAAACAAAGAACUCGGAAAUGCUAGCCGAGGGUGAACUGCGCUCAAACCUAGACGAAUCUGACCGGGUACGCGAUCUGCAAGAUAAAGUGGCGGAACUGAAAGCCGAGCUAACGGCGCUCAAAUGUCGCGGCACGGCACUGAAUCUGCGCAUGAUCAAGAGCACCUCAAUUCAGUCGAUUGAUUCGACGAACGAGAUCGACUUCAGCGAAAUGCAGCUGUCUCGGAAGGACAUCAUUUCUGGACUCGGUGCCACCAAUAAUUCCAUUGCUGCAGCCACCUCCAAUACCACUUCCUCCUCCGGGAUGGCGACGUUGCCAUCCUCGCCGUCGUGAGAUUUAGCGUUUAAGGUAGGUUCUUCAUCAUCGUCACCUCCAACAUCAUUAGCAUCCGCAGCAGCAGUAGCAGUGUUGUAGUAGUUGUUUUUACAAUAGAAGUUAUCAUCUAGGUAACUGCCAUGUUUUUUUAAUGGUGGCAAAUCAAGCAUACACAGCGCGUUUUGGCAAACAGUGAAACAGUAUAAGGAAAAAUCAUUUAAGCAAAUUCAUCUGAAGGUAUUCCUCUUAGGCACAUCAGCAUGGAUAGGCAAUCAAAAGUAUACAUUGAGAGGCGACACAUAUCGCUAGCACGUGUGUGAAAUAUUGUUACCUUCAAGUAAGGAGGUUCAAAUCGAAAUGUUCGUCGUUUCUGCAUAACUUUAGAAUUAAGCAUAACAGGUAUGAGUUUAGGAUCACACAAACAGAAUUCCAUAGACUUGUCUUCAUCUACUCACAUACAGUUUUCUCGGAUUCACUGGGAAAAAAACAGAUCCUGUAGGUUGUGUUCAUGAAUUCCUGAGCACAUAUCUAUACAUUUCUGUACAGAAGGUACGACUGAAUAACCUUUAUUCUCUAUUCUGUUAUCUAAUAUGUUUAUUUUACUACCUACUAGUGGCGUCGCACCCAUUUUGUUCAUUUUGUACUGUGAAUGUAUUUUAAGAAAAAUUCUGUUAUUGGUGUAUUUUCUAAAUUCGUUUUCCAAAGUUUAUCAUCAAAAGUGUACUACCUACUAAGAAUGUUAUUGCCGUCUCAAAUUAUUUUACCCACAAUACUAUAGCAAUAAAAAACAACUAGUAAGUCAAGUUGCUUGGCAUACAGAAAACAGGCAAUUAAAUAUGAUUUAAAAAAUAUUUACGUUAGGUUAGUAGAAAACAAAUUAUAUUUUUAUUGUUCGAUCUAUUUUCUAUGCUUUCUUUUCUGUAUAUCUAUUUUUUUUUUCAACCUUUUAUUGUAAAUGAACUGUUUUCGUUAUUCUUUCCACUUCCGUCUUAUUUUGAACGUCGAAACGAAAAUGAAAAGAACGACCUUAAUCUAUACAGAAAAGAAUGAGAGUCAAACUGUCAUAUAUUUUUUGUUGCGCCACAUAGCGAAAGAGUAUCUAUAUAUUUAUCAUCCAACUAAGAUUUGUUAUUAUUAUUAAUCAUUAUCGGAUAUAUCGGUUGAAUUCUUUAAUUUUCAAAAAACAAAAUCAUUCGUUUCCAAACAUAAAAAUGAAUACCAUUCUAUUUCCGAGUUAAAUUCAAUCUACCAAAUUCAGAUGCAGAAUUGUAAUUCAGGUUCAAUAUUUAUAUUUUAAAUAAAAAUUAGAAUUUGUUUGUUUCUACAAUUGAAAAUUUUAUCAAUUUAAUUUAAUUUUAUGUAUUGGUAAUUUUCUCAAUUUGGUUUAUAAAUUUAUUCAUCCUUUUUGAAAAUUUGUUGAAAUUUUUCCUGACAAGUACUAGGAAAUUUUGAAGAAAAUUCUUACACUUAUCAUCAAUUCGAUAUCUAAAACUAAGAUAUAUUAGCCAAUUUGAAAAGAAAUACAAUUUCCAUUACUAGUGGUUUGCAAUAUCCUGUAGUAAGAAUGUUCGCUGCUUUUGAUAAAACAAUUCGGUAUCGAUUUUUGAAUACGGCGAAUGCGCCAAGACCUUUGUUUUGAGAAAAACGCAUUCCAAGUUUCAAAAAAUUAAAUCAAUUUUCUAUUUAGCUGCGUACAAUCAUUUUCCUAAAUAAGUCGCUAAAAUGCUUUCAAAUUGAUUUAAUUUCAUCACCCAAUCGAUAAAUAUAGCUUUUCAGUACUAAUUACUUUAAAAAAAUAAUAAAUAUAACUGUGGGCCUUUUUACCACAGACUGGUGCUCUCAUUUUGUUCAUUCGCCAAAUUGGAGCGCCCUUUUGAAUUCCAGAAUGACUGUUCGCCUUUUGGAUCACUCAUUAAAGAAGCAAUAUUCAAGCAAACUUCGGCUUGAAAGCGGGUCCAAAUGAUCACAUUAAAACAUUAGCACAUUUAAUUUUUUAUUUAUUUAUUUUUCUUAAAACCAGGUAGGGAAUCAUGGCCCAACUGAUAUUAUUCGAGUGAGACUUCACCUGCGUUUACAAGCUCUGCAAUUUUGUCCCAGUUAAGAACUCCUGCAUCUUUAGCCUUGUCCAACCAUCCUCCUGCAUCUUUAGCCUUGUCCAACCAUCCUCCUGCAUCUUUAGCCUUGUCCAACCAUCCUCCUGUGAAAUCGAUUCCCUUAACACACUCGGGGGGAAGCACCUUCUGUGCCAGUCUGAUGUAUCUUUCAUCCGUCUUGACACCCUUAAUCUGAUUCAAUGAUUCAGCAUUAUUUGUCGCCUUUUUCCAUGACAUCGCUGCUAUAGCUGCAGUUCUAAAUGGUGCAAUAGUUGUUUUUGUGCUGUCAGGACAUAUCAGUUUAUAAUAGAUCCACAUAUCAUCAUAGACCCUUAUCAACUCCUGCGCUACCUCCCACCACUUACACAAUGCAGCCACGACCUGGUGAUCAAUAUGCAACAUAGUAGGAUUGGGGGCCGUCACGAACUCAUGGAUGAAUGUAAACUGAGUCAUGGAAGAAGUCCGGAAUAUCUCCGACAUAUGUUUGGCGAUCGCAUGAGGAGAUUUUAGGAGUGUUCUAAAGAUGCAAGAGCGUAAUUUCGGAUAAUGAGACGACACUUUCUGGAGCAUUAAUAGAUCCUCAUAGGCAAAUAUAUCCUUUAUGUCAUUAAUUUGGACUGCUGGGGAGUUCAUAACAAAUGAUAUUGCCUGGAAUCGCUUUGACAGCAAGGACUCAAGGAUUACAUGAGAGUCGUCUGCGAUAUUUUCGGUGCAUAGGAGCAUGAGAGCGUAAGCAAAUUGCAUCACUUGUUGAGCAGUCCUCUUGGGAGUGUCCCCCAUCUCAUCCUCGGAAAAGACAAAUUGCUUGUCAGCCGCUGUUUCGCUGCGCGUCUUGAGAACUAUACCAUCGUCCGGAUUACAACAGUACAGACGGUGUACAGUAUGCAAUCCAGGGAUCCAGAUCACAUACGCAAGAAGUUGGUUGAUGUUGAGGAUGCCUCCGUCAACGAGGGUAGUCUUGCCAUGUGCUACCUUGGUCAAGUCGUACGAGCACAUCAUACUUAGAGACUCUAUAUAACCAGGGUGAUCUAACCGGCCUGUCGUACACUCCAAAGCCAACCGACGCCACCUCGGGACAGAGACGGUCUGUGAUAUCUGCCCGGAAAGGACAGAUUUAAUCCCAUCGAGCCAAAUCUGAUCACCGUAAUACUUGAAUGGUCCCUUUUCGGUGGAGCCCCAGUCUGGAAGUCUUGCAAGAGUAGAAGCUACCUUCCUGCCUCCGUUUGCCAUCUUCACAGUGACGCCAGCAUACUUGAGCUUGAGAGCAUGAUAAUCGUCAUCGAUAUCAAUUACGUUGAAGUUUGCUAUCAGUUCUUCGAUUGCUGAUGAGCCCACGAUCAAAAUAUCUGUAAAAGCCAUGAUUCUAUAGAUUUCUAACUGUUCAACGACCUUAUAAAUCCUAAUUUGUUCAUCUCCUCGUCCUGGAAAACAAAUUUCAAAAAUUUCAAUGCCCUUUUUCUAUCUCGAAAUAACUAUUGGCCUUUUUGUUCGCGACCGCGACGAAUGAACUGUGGGAUUACACACUCAUAAGAAAAGCUAUUCUCCUUAUUUAAAAAAUUAAAUUUAACUUCACUAAAAUAAGAAAAAUUAAAAGAUCAUAUUUUCGGAUGUAAAAUAAAAGUUUAUCGCAUUUAUGUGAUUAUCUGGAUUUGUUUACAGUUGGCGCAUUUGCCGUAUUCAAAAAUCGAUACCGAAUUGAUAUCGAAUUAACGUUAUCAGGAUUAUCGUUUCUUUUCUUAAUUAAUUUUCCAAAUAUCAAUUACUUACACACAAUUUGGAAUAACGCAGUUUGUUUAAGCCAUUCCACCACGUUGAAAAAUUUGCAGAAAAAAGUUUGCCAAUCAUGCCUGUGUGUUUUUGCGUGAGUGUGAGUUUGCGAGGAAAAGGAAUAAGCAAGGUGUGUAUAUAUUCAGGAGGUGUUACCGAAUAUCUAAUUCCCGAUUCAGUCAUUUUGGCUAUGUAGGCUAUGCAACUAUGCGGAACUCAUGAAGUUUGUUUACCAACAAACCACUGAAAAGCUGAGCAAAAAAUAAACAAACUCAUUGAGAGCCCCGCUCACUCCUCGCCUACUUACUGUGAAAGUCGGAGAACCUAGUGUAUCAAAAGACCUUGGGAAUAAGUAAAACUGCACGCUCUUUUAUUUUAACUCAAAAUUAAGUACGACCGAGGUUCAAAACUUAGUUCGAUUCUAUGAACUUAAAGUUAAGUACCCUUUUUCUCCUUGCGAUGGUUUAAAACGGAGUUCGAACUGCGAACUCAAAAUUGAUCCAUUUUUUUCCUUCGGUGAGGGAGCAAAGCUGAGUUCAACCAUAUGAACUAAAAAUUGAACUCUCUUUGUUGGACUGAAAACACUUAGCGAGUUCAGUUCGAACCGGACGGAACAUCAACCAACGAACACGUCGCAAAAUUUUGUCGUUCUGGAACAAUUACCGGAAGACUAUGAAGGAAUGCAUGUUCACCGUGUCAGCGUAAAAUUCUGUCCGUCAUUGUCAUCAUACGGUGAGCGGCUUGGAAUGUCCGGAAACUUCCGGAUGUUGUUUACUUCCCGUAGGAAGUAACAUCCGGAAGUUUUCUUUGACCGGGAGUGUCAAAACUUUCCACCGUUCUGUAAUUGCAAUGCAAUGUACCGGAACAGCAACAUCCGGGAAAACAAAUUUUAAUCAUCCUUUAAUUCUCUGAAAAUAAGCUACCCUCGAAAAAAAAGAUAAAUUCGAGUUCGGCUGCCGAGCUUAGUAUUGAGUAUGCCUAUCAGAACUUAGUUUUGCGAUUGCCCAGUCGAACUCAAAGUUGAGUGAAGCCACUGAAGUGCUGUUUUGAACCAAAACUACUUAAUUUUGAGUUUAAAAAAAAAGAGCGUGUGGAUUGCCCCAAAUAACGCAACAAUGUGGCAAAGCUUGAAUUUAUAGAAGUUCAACAGUGAUAUUCUUAUAUAUCUAACCAUUUAUUCGACCGAUACAUAAAGGGAGGAAAUCCCAUAAACGAACAUUUUUUCCAUACAUUAUUAAUUGAUUCCUGUAUAGACUUAGAUGAAACAAUAAACAAUAUUUAUUAAAAUAUGGAAGCGAUGAAAGUGACACUAGUGACAGAAACGAAACGUGAGGUGCCAAAACCAUUUUUCAAAUUGGUUUGCAUGAAAAGUCGCUUUUUUCUUAUAAAAAAUGCUUAUCCAACUAAAAUGUUACAUCAUCAACACUCGACUUUACCUGUAAAAAGUAUGUGUGUUUCUACUGUGAAAAGAAAAUAAAACAAACGACAAACAGCACAAAUAGCAGUAAUUUGAGCGAGUUUAAUGACGACUUAACAUUCGAACAUUUGAAACCGUGUGCAGUUUGAUUUUGUUUACGAGAAAUGCAAUUUUUAGUGAUAGAACAAUGUACUAGAACACGAAAUCUAAAAGUAUUGCUAUUGUUUCGCUCUGUUCGUAUUUAAAGCAUUCAUCUUAUAUUUACACUAUCUGAAAAGGCUCGUUCAGUUGUAUACAAGACUUUUUCGGUUUUACACUAUCGUUAGGUGAAAAUAAAAACAAUAAUAAUAAUAAAAAAAAAACCAACAGAAAGCUUCGAUGAGUUUUGGAAAAAUCCAUCUUGGGAAUACUCAAUCUUUGGGAUGAUGUAAUAUUGAGGAUAAAAGACAGCCGCUUAAUCCAUAGUUGUAUUGCGCGUAGCAGAAAUUAAUUAUUGUUACUCUUCAAGUGAUUAUUCGUACAAGUUACAGAUUAUGAAAAAGUAGCAAACAAAACCACAUAACCACUCACAAACUAAAUUAUCCAUAGAAUCAAUUGUGUAGCUGUAGUUGUACUUAAUCAGAAAAAAAUCUCAUCAUACCCGAACGACCACUACUGACAUCACGACGGUCAUAAGCCGGACAAAGAAAUAUCAUAAACUUUCGCAAAAUGUGUUCUCAUUUUUCAUGGUCAUGUUUCAAUCGAAAAUUUAUCAAUAGAAUUAAAACAAAAAAAAACAACAAAAUAAAGCUCUGAAAAGCACGAAAACAAAAAUUCAAUUUACAAUUAAAAACGAAAGAGUAAACACAGGGUAAACAAAUUUUGUAAGUCUCAAGUAUGAACAAAAAUAAUAAAUAAAUAAAAAUCUGGCACCGGAGAAAAGUAACAGCUGAUCUGUAAAACCUAAACAUACAUCAAUAAACAUACAUUUUUAUCGGGAUCAUUUACAUCCGAAAAAAAAUACGAACGAUUUUAAUAUCAAGCCCCAAAGUUCGACCGUUUACUCUGAAUGACGACUAUGCAGGAAUAAAAAAAAACUAACAAAUGGAAAAAAAAUGAGCGUGGUAUAACUGUGGUUGAACAUUCGAAAAUCAAACGAAAAACUAAGUAACAAUGUUAAAAUUCGAAACGACAUUAACACCCAUCUCCCAAGUAAAAACCUAUAGGAAAA
Uranotaenia lowii is the source of this 7612-nucleotide messenger RNA. Its product is annotated as ecotropic viral integration site 5 ortholog-like. NCBI's taxonomy places the organism in Eukaryota, Metazoa, Arthropoda, Insecta, Diptera, Culicidae. The record is from RefSeq and is a predicted model, not a curated record. The transcript has 4 exons. The annotation marks the transcript as partial.